This is a messenger RNA of Varanus komodoensis (Komodo dragon), 6239 nucleotides long. RefSeq names its product lysine acetyltransferase 7 (gene KAT7). The record is from RefSeq and is a predicted model, not a curated record. NCBI's taxonomy places the organism in Eukaryota, Metazoa, Chordata, Lepidosauria, Squamata, Varanidae. Gene Ontology annotation, molecular function: zinc ion binding; histone acetyltransferase activity. Gene Ontology annotation, biological process: regulation of DNA-templated transcription. The transcript has 17 exons. The coding region runs from base 1120 to 2955 and encodes 611 amino acids. Gene Ontology annotation, cellular component: nucleus.
UGCAGACGGGGAGGAGGGAGUGGCCAGUCGGAUGCCUUGGAGUUUUUGGGUUUUUCUUUUAAGUGGCGAGACUCACCCUCCGGAAGGUAUUUUACUUGCAGAUGUCAGCAAAUAAACAUGGGAGCUCAGAAGAUGCUGGGUGCAGUCAAUGGAAUCUCUUGAUAGCAUUGAGAAAGUUCCACCUGGAAUUCUGAAGCACCACUGUGCUAGACGGACCCAUGCUCUUAGUUCAGAAUGUAGCAAGAUUGUACAUUACAGAAGUGGCCUUCACUGUUAAAAGAGGCAAGGGGCAAUAUUUUGUCUAAGACAACAGAUGUCAUCAACAGUUGAGUAUUUACGUUAACUUUGUUUAUAUUGUGUUACCAAGCAAGUCCAGGGCCCCUUAUAAAUAAAAAAAUAAGAUUUUAUCCAUACUAUUAAUCGAACACCAACAAAAUCCUAUACAUGCCAACUCAAAAGUUAAGCUCCACUUAAUUCAGCGGGAUAUUUCCAGGUAAAAAGAUACUGGCCUUAAUAUAGUCCAUGUGAUACUGAAAAAUAUAACCGUGCUUUUUGUACUACAAACGGCAGCAUUAGGAAAAGCACCCUCUCUCGCCCAAAUUAAAGAUGGAAUUUCGCAUUAUGAAGAACGCACCUUGUUCCCAAAACAAAGAUGGUAGAGCCAAUACUAGGGAAACAUGCGAAGCCUGUCGCUGCUAUGGUUGCUGUACCUCAACUGUAGGGAACCCCUCCACGUUACCCAACUUAAAAAUGGCUGCCUCCGCUAUUGAGAACGGAGACACUACCCACAACCAAAAUGGCCGCAGUAAUAUAUGGACGCGCGGUUCUUAGAGGCGCCAAUCCCGAUUCCAAGAUGGCGGAAUGCCGUUAGCGUGAGGUGAGGGUUGUCUGCGUCACGUGACAGGCAGGACGGGGGUGUGUGUAUCCCCGUCGUGUGUCCCGGCGGAAGAGUGAAGGGAGUCGGCUGAAAGGUCGCAGCUGGAAGAAAAGGAAAAACAAAGCGGCGCGGCCUAGCGCUGUGAAACCGGAGACACGCCAGUCACCACGGAUACAGCCGGAGCCAACCCGGCGGCCGGGGCGCAGCCACCCUCGCUGCCUCCGCCGCCGCCGCCACCGAGGAUGUCGCGUAGAAAGAGAAAUGCAGGUAGCAGUUCUGAUGGAACCGAAGACUCUGAUUUCUCUACAGACCCAGAGCAUACAGACAGUUCAGAAAGCGAUGGGACAUCCCGCCAGUCUGCACGUGUAACCCGCUCUUCUGCUAGGCUCAGUCAGAGUUCUCAAGAUUCCAGCCCAGUUCGCAACCCUCCCUCAUUUGGAUCAGAGGAGCCUGUUUAUUCAACUCGGAGGGUCACCCGCAGCCAGCAGCAGCCCACACCCGUGACUCCCAAAAAAUACCCACUGCGACAGACCCGCUCAUCUGGAUCAGAAACAGAACAAGUGGUUGACUUUUCUGACAGAGACACUAAAAAUGCAGCUGACCAUGAUGAAUCCCCACCCCGCACACCAACUGGGAAUGCCCCAUCUUCAGAGUCCGACAUUGAUAUCUCCAGUCCCAACAUGUCUCAUGAUGAGAGCAUUGCCAAGGAUAUGUCCAUGAAGGAUUCUGGGAGUGAUCUGUCCCACCGUCCCAAACGCCGUCGUUUCCAUGAAAGCUACAACUUCAAUAUGAAAUGUCCCACCCCUGGCUGCAAUUCUUUAGGACAUCUCACGGGAAAACAUGAGAGACACUUCUCCAUAUCUGGAUGCCCACUGUAUCAUAACCUUUCAGCUGAUGAAUGCAAGGUGAGAGCACAGAGUCGGGACAAACAAGUUGAGGAGAGGAUGCUGUCUCACCGGCAGGAUGACAACAAUAGACAUGCUACCAGACAUCAGGCACCAACUGAGAGACAGUUGAGGUACAAAGAGAAAGUAGCAGAGAUGAGGAAAAAGAGGAAUGCAGGGCUGACCAAGGAGCAGAAGGAAAAAUACAUGGAACACAGGCAAACCUAUGGCAACACCAGAGAGCCUCUUUUAGAGAACCUGACCAGUGAAUACGACCUUGAGCUAUUCCGACGUGCACAAGCAAGAGCCUCUGAGGACCUGGAGAAACUGCGACUUCAGGGCCAAAUCACGGAAGGCAGCAACAUGAUCAAGACAAUUGCUUUUGGCCGCUAUGAGCUGGACACCUGGUACCAUUCUCCCUACCCAGAGGAGUAUGCGCGGCUAGGGCGCCUCUACAUGUGUGAGUUCUGCCUCAAAUACAUGAAGAGUCAAACUAUACUACGCAGGCACAUGGCAAAAUGUGUCUGGAAGCACCCUCCAGGUGAUGAGAUUUACCGCAAAGGCUCCAUUUCGGUGUUUGAAGUAGAUGGGAAAAAGAACAAGAUCUACUGCCAGAACCUGUGCCUCCUGGCAAAGCUCUUCUUGGACCACAAGACUCUGUAUUACGACGUUGAGCCCUUUCUCUUCUACGUCAUGACAGAAGCGGACAACACUGGCUGCCACUUGAUUGGCUAUUUUUCCAAGGAAAAGAACUCCUUCCUCAACUAUAACGUUUCCUGCAUUCUGACAAUGCCUCAGUACAUGAGGCAAGGUUAUGGCAAAAUGCUUAUCGACUUCAGCUAUUUACUCUCCAAAGUGGAAGAGAAGGUUGGCUCCCCAGAAAGGCCCCUCUCAGACCUGGGACUCAUUAGCUACCGUAGUUACUGGAAAGAAGUUCUUCUGCGUUACCUGCAUAACUUUCAAGGCAAAGAAAUCUCCAUCAAAGAGAUCAGCCAAGAGACAGCCGUCAACCCUGUCGACAUUGUUAGCACUCUGCAAGCUCUUCAGAUGCUCAAGUACUGGAAGGGCAAACACCUAGUUUUAAAGAGACAGGAUCUGAUUGAUGAAUGGAUUGCCAAAGAGGCCAAAAGAUCCAACAGCAAUAAAAUCAUGGAUCCCAGCUGCUUGAAAUGGACCCCUCCCAAGGGCACUUAAUUUGACCAAUCUCUCCAGAAAGUGUGGACAGCCCAGCCCAGCCCGUCCCACCCGCUGCCUCUGCCACCACUGUCAUCGUGACCCUCUUUCCUUUCCCAGUUAGGAUCUGUCUUUGGGAUUGUGGCUGUGCCACUGCUCUUGGUACCAGCCCACCUCUCCCCACUUCUCACAUACUUCUGGGGAUGCUGUUCUUCUUUUGGGGAUGGUUUUGACCCAGAUCCUCUGUAUAUCUGACAAGGCUGAAAUGAUCGCAGGGUUCUGGAUCCUUAGCUAAUUUGGCCCCAAGAAGGGUUGGUCAUCCCUUACCCUGUAUCUUUCCACUGUCUGUCCCAUCAGCCAUAAGGCCCGAGCCCAGUAAGGCUCUGUCACAUCCCACACCAUUCAGUUGUUUCAAGCUGCCACUUCUACUGCAGCCUUGUAAGGCUUGGUUUACGUAUGCAGCAGAAUGAGGUGGUCACAUCCUGGGUGAUCAAGAGGGCUUUACUGCCCCAUUUUGCAGGGGGCAGCGAGGCAUCAUUUUCAUCCGUUCCCCGUAUAGAAAGUGCUUGCAACAAAAGAAAACAAGCAUUGUAGGGACAAAGAAGCUAGUCAGCCAGGCACACUUUCAGAACGGUAUCUCCCCACUUGUCCUCCGAAAUGGUACAAUCCGUUCUGUCCAGUCACCCCCACCCAACUCUCUCCCCAUGUGGGUUUAUUGAGACCAUUUCCCACCCACCAGGUGCCAAGAUGCAACUGGAAAUGACAACAGCCCUUGGACUGCUGGGUUGCCUCAGGAUCAGCAGUUUCUUGCACCCAGUCACAAAUCUGAACUACCUGCUUCCUGUUUCUGUGCAGAUGCCCUCCACGAGGUGCUCUGUUUUUCCUUUUGUUUCCUUCUCAUGAACAGCAGGGGAGUCCAGGCGAGGAAGUGCCCAGAGAUCUCUUGAUUUCAGAAUGUGGGAGUGCCAGUUGGCUGCUUCUGCUUCCCCACACUCCAGACCUGUACAUGGUAAGCCCUUUCUGGGUUCCACUGGCGGCUUUGCCUCCAGUGCAGCCAGCUCCCAGCAACAAGGGGAAACCUUCCCCAGUGGAAAAGGUGCCACCACCUGGUCCCAGCUGUUUGCAAUGCCCUGGUGGUAGCCUGGAGCGCCACCCCACUGUGAGUCUUACUGCUGAACUAAGGACUCCUGUAGUGAGUUUGGAAUACACUGCGCACCAGUCCUUUUCGAGUGCCAGCUGAAUUCAUGUGGGAAUUUGUGUGGGAGGGGGAAUCGCAAGGGCAGCAUCUACCCGUGGCAGUAGUGCCUUCUUGCUGCUUUGGUGUUUCUCCCCAUUUGGACCUCCUGCCCCAGAGAAGGCUCUGCCUGAGGAACAUGCACUAGCAACGCCAUGGUGAAGGCUGCUCCUUUCCCCAACUCGAUCACCAUGUGUGUUUGUGGGGGUGAGGCUUCAGAUCUGGUCAUGCCAAUCCCCUGGGGCAAUUGGCUGUAACAGAAUGGGGGGGGGGAGCCUCCACGCAGUGUCUGUCCACCGCAUUGUAGCUUGCUUCUAGGCUGGCUAUUUUUGCAGUUUGGGAACCCUGAAAUUAGUGAGACCAUCCUGAGCCAGUGACUUGCCCAUCGUCAUCCUGUUGUUUUAAAGAGUAUAGGGAACGUUUCUUCAGCUCUGUCUUUGCCAGCAUUUAUGAUCUGAAGGUGGAUGAUGAGAGCCCCUUGGACAUAUGAGGGCAGAUGUGCUCUCACGGGCAUUUCUGCAGUGACUUUGUCUACAAAUUUUGCUCGUUGGACCUGCAACAAAAAUGAACCCAUAACAUCAGGUCUCCCAAAGAGACCUGGCCCCCAACAUGUGCUCCCACAUUCCAAAACCUGGCCCCCGACUCCAUAGGGGCAACUGUCACAAGAUGAUGGAGGCCUUUUAAAAUGCAUGAAGGAAGUUUCAUGAGAAACAGACCUGUGGAUGGACCCAUAGCUUCAAAUGUAUUUGUAUGGGCAUAGGGUCGGUUUUAGGGUGUGAGCUUUGGUGUGCCUGCCUUUGCGAGGGAGCCUGCCAGCCACUCAUCCUGCAAGUGAUCUUUAUCUAGCUGAAGUGAACUGGGACCCCCACCGGUCCUGCCUGCUGUUUGCAGCAGCUGGGAAAGGCACAGAGGAGGAGAUGGAUUCUGAUGUGGCAGGUGAAGAUCAGUGGAGAGCUCCAGUCCACUCCAGAUUGGGUGCUGGCGGGACCUUGCUUUGCCCACCUACCUCACAGUUUGCCUGAAGUAUAAAAAGGAGAGAACUCGGUCAACACCCUUCAACAUUCAUUGGCCUAACUCCACUGUUCAUAGAAAUAACCUAUCCAAAGACCCCCUGGAGCUUUUGCUGAGUGAGUUAACCUUGCAGAGGUUGGCACCCCUUGUGCACACUCUUUCACCGAGAGCCUGUGUGCCUAGUGCACCAAGUCAUGAUCCGCAGAGUAAGCUGAAGGGUCGGGGGAUAGGCAGCAUGACCAAAGAAGCUGCGCAGGAGACAGAUGGGAGAGUCAGUCCUGCGUCCCCCUCCCCUCUCUUCUCCCCCAGCGAGCACCAUCCCAUCGCAAGCUGGAUCUUUCCACAGCUUGCCAUCUUUGACAACUUUUCUUCUUUGAAAUUUUCUUGCCCGGAGUCUUGGGUGGGCCUUGCAGUCUUCUGAGUAGAGGCGUGCAGUGUGUGUUCUUUCUUGUACUGCCUUACAAGGGGCAGGUGGGUGGGUGGGCUGGCCGGCCGUGUCCUGCACUUCAACAUGAUUUCCAACAAGAGUAAGAAUACGUUUUUGUUUGUCAUGUUUAGUGAAAUCUUUCUCCACUCAGCUCAAAGGAAACAUCCUGUAGCCAUGCCGUUGACCUCUGUCUGGUGUGAUUGCCAGCUACAGAAGUGUGCUCAAAAUGCAACCUUUUGUUUUUAGCUGGAUUACAAAAGCAACACACCUCCACUAACACUGUUAGCUUGUCUCCAGUCUUGGGACAAGAUAGAUUGCAGCUGAACACACUCCCUCUCCAGCACAGUUCCCCGUGCAAGCACCCCUGUGGUCAGCUCUCGUGUUUCGGUUUUGUCUUUUUAUCGCCAUUCUUAAAUCUGCCAAAGUUUCUCUUUCUGUGGACAUUGCCAGCAACUGUCACCCAGUGCCCUCAGCUUCUAGUUCAUAGCAAGUGGCGGGGAGGAAUGGCAGUCUGCUUGUGGGGAGGGGAGGGUGACCAUUCUUGUACAAAAGCAAACCUUUCCGUUUUCUGGAUAUGUUAGAAUAUGCUAACAGUGUAUCUACUUCUCAAUAAAGCAUGUUCUUUGCUCUGGC